Paramecium sonneborni is the source of this 1862-nucleotide messenger RNA. Lineage: Eukaryota; Ciliophora; Oligohymenophorea; Peniculida; Parameciidae. The record is from the annotation of a GenBank genome assembly.
UUUUUAACAAAUAAAAUUAUAUUGAUGAAUUCCUCUUCACUUUAGAACAUUAAUGGGUUAGAUAGAUAAUAGAUGUCCAAUAAUAAAGAGUUAUAGAAUCAAUAUGAACAUGGAGGUAUUUUAAAUUAUAAUUCCUAGAAAGAGUAUUACUAUCCUCAAAUAUUAUCAAAGUGAACCAAAAUAAUAAGAAACAGGAAAGAAUAUUUCUAUUAACUAAUAGAUUUGUAUAUAAUAUUAAAUCAGAUAGUAAAAUAUUAUAAUUUUUCGGUAACAACAUUUUACUAAUAUUUGAGGCAAAUCAAUCAAAAUUUAAAGAAAGAUCCGUCUAACAUUAAUUUCAGCAAUUAGUGUUAGUAAUAUAGGGACAGAAUUUGUAUUACACGUUCCAUAAGAAUAUGAUUAUAGAUUCUAAUCUAGUGAUUUGUAAAUAAUUUAUUAUUUAAAUAGUCGUAAAACUAUUCUAGAAACACUAAUAAUAGCCUAUGGUUCAUUAACUAAUAAAAAAAUGCCAUUUUUCUUUAAGGAUGAUUUUACUUUAAUUUAAUUUUGCACUACUGAAAAUGAUGUUAAAAAAGGAAUUAGAAGAUAUCCUUUCGAAAAACCAAUUGUAAUAAAUUUAGAUAUUAUAGGAACUCGAUGUUAUUGAAUUUUAAGAUUAUUAAAAAAAUAAACCAUUACCAUAGCAAUUGAUUUAUAAACGAAUUGGAUUGUAAAAAUAAAUUAGUACUACACUCAUCUCAAUUGAGUAGUUUGAUUUAAUCAAAGUACUUGGAAGAGGAGCAUUUGGAAAAGUAUAUUUUAAUUAAAUCUAAGGUUAUGAUGUGCGAAAAAAAAGAUACAAAAGAACUCUUUGCUAUUAAAUCAUUAAGAAAAGAACAUAUUUUAGAUAAAAAUUAAGUUGAACAUACAAAGGCAGAAAGAAAAUUAUUAGAAGAAAUUGAUCAUCCAUUUUUAAUAUCAUUAGAAUAUGCUUUUUAAACAUAAGAAAAACUAUUUUUUGUUAUGAAAUUUAUGAGGUAUUAUUAAAAUUUAUUGAUAGAGGAGGUGAACUAUUUAAACACUUAAGAGACAAAAAAAGAUUUCCAGAAGCUACUACAUAAUUUUAUGCUGCUUCUAUUCUACUUGCUAUAGAACAUUUGCACUCAAUAUCAGUUGUUUAUAGAGAUCUUAAACCUGAAAAUAUUUUGAUGGAUGAAUUUGGAUAUGUUAAGAUGACCGAUUAUGGGCUAGCUAAAUUUUUAAAAUAAGGUGAUAAAACUUAUUCUUUUGUUGGAACACCAGAAUAUUUGGCUCCAGAAAUUAUCAGAUAGAAUGGACAUAGUUUUGAAGUAGAUUGGUGGUCAUUUGGAAUCUUGAUGUACAUUAAUAAAUUGAUUAAUAAGAUAUGAGAUGUUAGUUGGAAGACCUCCAUUUUUUUCUUAAAGUUAAUCCUUACUAUUUAGAGCUAUUAUCGAAUCAGAUAUAGUAUUUCCUUAAUAAUUAUGUUUAAGUAAUCAAGUUAAAGAUUUAAUUACUAAAGUAUAUAUCUAAUUAUUAUAUUAAUAAGCUUUUAGUAAAAAAUCCAUUUGAAAGAUUGGGACAUAAUGGAGGUGGAGCAGCUAUAAAACUUCAUCCUUGGUUUAAAGAUUUUCAAUUUUAAGAUUUAUUAGAAAAAAAAAUUUAGCCCCCAAUUAUUCCAAAAUUGUAUGAUAAAUUAGAUGUUUAAAAUUUUGAUUUAGAAUUUACAAGAGAAGGUUUAAAUUAAUUUAAUUUUUAAAUUAGAAGCUAUGAAUUCAGUAGUAAAUAUGGAUCCAAAAUUAGCAGAAAAAUUUAAAGAAGAUUUUGGAGGAGUAACAUAUGUUCCAAAUAAUGGUUUAAGUUGA